AUGUCUAACUCGGAUUCCUUUUCUCACGACAUCGAAAAACAAAACUCGAUAGAUCCUUCGAAAGCAAAGCACAAGCCUUCCACAGGGUCUGCCUUCCGGCACGAUGACCACAACAUCUACAUCAACGACCAGGCCAUCGACAAGAACGACUUCAUCUACGCCUUCGGCGGCUCGCUCAACGUCGUCCAGUUGCACGCACGUUAUGUGCACACCCCCCACGUACUUCUUGGCGCGUUCCUCACCACCGCAGGAGUCGUCGAGAUCAUUGUAGGCGUGCUUUGCUUCGUCAUUGGUAACACCUGGGCCUGCUGCACUUUCCUCAUGUUUGGAGGCUUCUGGAGUUCCUACUCGUUUGUGCUGAUGGACGUUGGUGGAAUUGCUGCGAGGUAUGCCACCACGCACGAGUACGACCAGGCCAUCGCAAUCUUCUUCCUUCCCUGGGCGCUCUUUUCGUUUGCUCUGUUUGCCUGCACCUGGAGGUCCACGUACAGUUUGUCAUUCCUGAUGUUUUUGAUCUGGUUCUUCAUUCUUCUGUUCACCAUCGCCCAGUUCAUCUCGUCUGUCAACACGAUGAAGGCAGGGGGCUACUUCUGCAUGCUGAGUGGAAUCAUGGGCUUCUACAACAUGUUGGCAGGGCUUCUGGACGAGACCAACAGCUACUUCACCAUCAAGCCGUUCUACAUGCCGAAUGCCGUUAGACCAGGAAAGACCGAAUAG
This is a messenger RNA of Ogataea haglerorum, 717 nucleotides long. RefSeq lists its product as uncharacterized. The record is from RefSeq and is a predicted model, not a curated record. NCBI's taxonomy places the organism in Eukaryota, Fungi, Ascomycota, Pichiomycetes, Pichiales, Pichiaceae. The transcript has 2 exons. Gene Ontology annotation, cellular component: plasma membrane. Bases 1 to 717 code for a protein of 238 amino acids. Gene Ontology annotation, molecular function: acetate transmembrane transporter activity.